AUGAGUGAUUUAUCUGAUUAUUCCCCAACAAAGGGAGCAGAUUCCGAAUUACAAGAUUUUCUUUUGGCUGAGAAACAAAAAGCACAGUUUCAUGCUCAGAUUCAUGAAUUCAAUGACUUCUGUUGGGACAAAUGUGUGGAUAAACCUGGCGCAAAGUUAGACUCCCGUACUGAAACUUGCAUUACUAAUUGUGUUGAAAGAUUUAUUGAUGUUUCCCUGCUAAUAACAAAUCGAUUUGCACAAAUGCUAGAAAAAGGAGGAGGCAUGCAAUGA
This is a messenger RNA of Chilo suppressalis (striped riceborer), 273 nucleotides long. Lineage: Eukaryota; Metazoa; Arthropoda; Insecta; Lepidoptera; Crambidae. The record is from the annotation of a GenBank genome assembly.